Messenger RNA from Danio aesculapii, 2598 nucleotides. RefSeq names its product extracellular calcium-sensing receptor. The coding region runs from base 1 to 2598 and encodes 865 amino acids. The record is from RefSeq and is a predicted model, not a curated record. Gene Ontology annotation, biological process: G protein-coupled receptor signaling pathway. NCBI's taxonomy places the organism in Eukaryota, Metazoa, Chordata, Actinopteri, Cypriniformes, Danionidae. The transcript has 6 exons. Gene Ontology annotation, molecular function: G protein-coupled receptor activity. Gene Ontology annotation, cellular component: membrane.
AUGUCUAUACAUGUCUUGUCAUUAUGGCUCACACUUUUUGCACCGGUGCUUCUGUUGUGGCCAGCAUGUGGAUUUGGAACUGAGGAGACUCCGCAGGAAACAUGUAUGUACUUGAUCACUCCACAGUACUCAGAUGAACUUGGUGUCUAUCAAGACGGUGAUGUGAUUAUUGGUAGUCUCAUCAAUUUACACAACCUGGCUGCAACUCCUGACCUGAGCUUCAACAGAAAACCUGGAUUAGCACAAUGCUUAGAGUUUCAGGAACGUACUUACCGCUGGUUUCAGGCAAUGGUUUUUGCAGUUGAAGAAAUUAACCAAAACCCCUCUCUGUUGCCGGGGGUCAAACUGGGUUAUCACAUAAUGAAUAGUUGUUCCCGUUACCCUCACAGCCUGACAGCAGCCAUGUCAAUGAUCAGUGGAGGAAACAAAACUUGUGGUCCCACUAAACCAGCUAAGCUUCUGGUCGGAGACUCUUCAUCUACUCAAAGCAUUCUUCUAUCCACAACAUUGAUUCCCCUGAAAAUUGCAAUGAUCAGUUACCUGGCCAGCUGCCCAUGUCUCAGUGACAGACAAAAGUAUCCAAAUUUUUUUCGCACUAUCCCCAGUGAUGUUUAUCAAGCACGCACCAUGGCACAGAUUGCCAAACGCUUUGGGUGGACAUGGAUUGGAGCCGUGAUUGCAGAUAGUGACUAUGGGCAUGGGACUGUGCAGGCAUUUGAAGAAGAAAUUAAAGGCACCGGGAUCUGCUUGGCCUUUUAUCAUACACUCUACAGGGAGCAGUUAGAAAAAGAUGUGGCCUUUGCUGCCAGAACAGUCCAAGCCUCUUCUGCUCGAGUGAUCCUGGUUUUGGCUUGGUAUACAGAUGUGGAGGCAUUUCUGUUGGAAUUGAUGCGUAGGAAUGUGACAGAUAGACUGUUCCUGGCCAGUGUGAUCUGGAGCACCAGUUACAAUAUCAUGGCUAAUCCCCAGCUCUAUACCAUCUCAAAGGGAACUCUAGGUGUAGCUUUAAGAAGUGCACCCAUGCCUGGAUUCAGUGCGCAUCUUCGGCAGUUACAUCCUGCCCGUUAUCCUGAUGAUAAAUUCUUGAGGACCUUUUGGGAAAAUACAUUUGGUUGUAGUCCUACAAUAAGCUCUUCCGUGAUUUUCCAGAACUCCUUGCCUCCAUGCAGUGGCAGAGAGAGUCUAGAGGGUCACAGUGAAUUUACUGAUACAUCUCAUCUGACAGUUACAUAUAAUAUUUACUUGGCUGUUUAUGCUGCUGCUCACGCACUUCAUUCAUUGCUUGAGUGUAACUCACAAAAUCACUCUGAUUCAAAAAUAAAACCAAAGUGCUCCUCUCCAGACAACAUCACCCCUGCGCAGCUUUUACAGCAUGUUAAAGAAGUUCGUUUCACCACUCAGUUAGGAGAGGAGUUUUAUUUCCAGGAAGGCGGCAUUCCACCUGUCUAUGACCUGGUGAACUGGCAGAUAGCUCCUGAUGGUUCACUCCAAUAUGACUUUAUUGGACGAGUGGAUGGGGACCAGCUCAGUAUUAAUGACUCAGCUAUCACAUGGCCUGGAGACUCUGGGAAGGUCCCCGUAUCUGUGUGCACGUCUGAGUGUCCUCCAGGCACACGUAAAACCAUUAAGAAGAGUCUGCCAGUGUGCUGUUUUGACUGUCUGCCCUGCACAGAGGGGGAAAUCAGCAACAGUACAGGCUCAAUAAAAUGUUAUCGCUGUCCUAAAGAGUUCUGGUCAAAUAGUUACAGAAAUGAAUGUGUGGCCCGUGAGACUGAGUUUCUUUCUGUUAGAGAAACGAUGGGCAUCACGCUGAUGAGUGUCGCUGUUUCCGGUGCGGUCAUGACAACUACAGUAGCUGUGAUUUUCCUCUACCACCGGAACACUCCAAUAGUAAAAGCUAACAACUCAGAGCUGAGCUUUCUGCUCCUGCUGUCUCUCAAACUCUGCUUCCUCUGCGCACUGGUGUUUGUGGGCCGGCCUUCACUCUGGUCAUGUAGGAUUCAGCAGGCUGCAUUUGGGAUUAGUUUUGUCCUGUGCAUCUCCUGUAUUCUGGUCAAGACAUUUGUCGUUCUAAUUGCAUUCCAUUCUGCUAGACCUGGAUCUUCAGCUCUUAUUAAAUGGUUCGGACUGAGCCAGCAGAGAGGAAUUGUGCUGGGGUUUACCUGCGUCCAGGUGGUUAUCUGUGCCAUUUGGCUCUCUGUCAGUCCACCUUUACCUCACCAUAACUUUGGAAUGCAAGGGUCAAAGGUCAUUCUUGAGUGCACAAUUGGGUCUGUUGUGGGAUUUACCUGUGUACUGGGUUAUAUUGGCUUCUUGGCGACUGUGUGCUUCCUACUGGCCUUCUUCACCCGCAAACUUCCAGAUAAUUUUAAUGAGGCAAAAUUCAUUACUUUCAGCAUGCUGAUCUUCUGUGCUGUCUGGGUUGUAUUUGUGCCAGCAUAUGUUAGCUCGCCGGGGAAGUACAGUGUAGUGGUGGAAGUUUUUGCCAUCCUGGCCUCUAGUUUUGGACUUUUGUUUUGUAUUUUUGUCCCAAAAUGCUACAUUAUUUUACUUAAGCCAGAAAACAACACUAAGAAGUUUCUUAUGGGAAAAGAAUAA